Molecule: messenger RNA, 909 nt
Organism: Mytilus trossulus (common blue mussel)
Lineage: Eukaryota; Metazoa; Mollusca; Bivalvia; Mytilida; Mytilidae
Product: methyl-CpG-binding domain protein 3-like
Exons: 6
Coding region: 72-833 (253 amino acids)
Biological process (GO): negative regulation of transcription by RNA polymerase II; DNA methylation-dependent constitutive heterochromatin formation
Cellular component (GO): nucleus
Molecular function (GO): methyl-CpG binding
Source: RefSeq, a predicted model, not a curated record
AUAUAACCUGUUCAGUAAUUUGGUUUACUUCCGGUUCCCAUCUUGAAAGCAUCUUAUCUUUUUUUUAAAGAAUGGAACUAAAACGACAGUCAGACUGUCCAUCCUUACCCCCUGGUUGGAGAAGAGAAGAAGUCGUUAGACAAUCUGGUCUAUCUGCAGGCAAAACAGAUGUGUAUUACUAUAGCCCUGAUGGCAAGAAGGUUAGAAGCAAACCAAUGAUGGCAAGGUAUCUAGGAGAAGGGUUUGAUUUAGCGACCUUUGAUUUUCGCACUGGUAAAAUAAAUCAUUCAUCAAUCAGAAAAAGUAAGCGUCCAAACAGUGGUCCUUAUGACUUUGCUAGAGGAAUAAGACAAGAUUCCAGUUUAUCAUUACCUAUCAGACAGACAGCUUCAAUCUUCAAACAGCCAGUCACAGUAAAGAGAAUCAGAGAGGACACAGACAGUAAAACAAAAACAGAUUUAAAACAUGGUCCACAGGAUCCUCCUAAACAGUUAUUUUGGGAGAAACGUCUUCAAGGUUUCCAUGCAGUUGACAGUAGUGAAGACAUCCUAAAGGCUUUAGAUUUACCAAGAAAUGUACAAGGUGUUGGACCAGAACUUAGCACAGAGAACAUUCUACAAAGUAUAUCAGCAGCGUUACACAUGAACAAUGGUCCAGUUAUGGGACAAGGAAAUAAUAAACAAGCUCUGUCUAAAAAUCCUGGUGCUAAUAUAGAUGCAAAUCAACCUCACAUUCAACAAACAAUGAUUACAGAAGAAGAUAUUAAACGACAAGAGAUGAAAGUCAUAGAGGCCAGAAGACGAUUAGAAGAAGCUAUGAAAGGAUUAUUAUGAUGAACAAUAUUCAAUCAAAACUCAUUUUGUUGCAUGCAGCUAGGUUUAUCCUAAGUAGAGUAAUGAACUUGACCUG